Molecule: messenger RNA, 894 nt
Organism: Mesorhabditis spiculigera
Lineage: Eukaryota; Metazoa; Nematoda; Chromadorea; Rhabditida; Rhabditidae
Source: the annotation of a GenBank genome assembly
AUGGGGGUAUUUGGUCACUGGCUUGUUGUGCUGUGCUUCUCCUUUAUCGCCCAACUAUCCGCUUCGCUCAACGUCACUUCUCACGUGAACAAUGCCUCCAAUAUUACCAAUUCAUCAAUAUCGCCGAUCGCCGUGAACUCGUCGCGGCCUUUGCGGCUGGCGUGGAGCGCGAAGGACACGGUCCCCGUGCCGGUGCAAUUUUCUGAUAAUCCGAACGCAAAGGAUUGGUGCAAGGGGUACUUGAUCUGUGGUCCGCUCUGUCUGGAGAUGAGCUACGUGUCGGACAAGGCCAAAUGUAUAAUGCAAGAUUGUGGCCCAGACGAGAUCGCGUGCGCCGAAUUGGGGAACGCCUCCAUCUGCGUCGACUCGAAGCGCAUCAAACAUUUCGAGCGUGGCAAGUGUACGCUGGAAGACUGUGGAGACCAUCCGGACGCGCAUCCGUGCAAGCAGCACGGCAGAACGGUGUGCAUGCCUUACAAAGAGUUGGAAGCCAUCGACAGCGAGGACAAAUGCGUGCUGAAACAGUCGAACAUGUCGAAUUCAGAAGGGACAGAAGGACACACGUGCGUCCACUUCUCCCGGCUCACCGACUACGGCGGCAAGGGCAUCGACGAUCCGCAUCGUUGCUAUUUUAGACAGUGCCCGGGCGACGACCAAAUCUUUUGCAACUCGAUAUGCUACAAGAUUUCCGAGGUGAAAUCAGUCGACGUCAACGGGAAAUGUGAACUGCACAACCCGCCGACGAACGACUAUAUCGUGGUGCUCAUCUACGGGUUGGUCAUCAUCGUCGCCGUCUUGCUGGUCAUUGCCGCCACUACCGCUGCAGCCGACUCCGACAAGGCCCCAUUUCUGCCGACGACGCGUCCCGAAGCGAACAACCAGGCGCCAGAGGUU